AUGAUUGAAAGAAAUGAAGAUGUUUCAAGAAAGCCUAACAAAUUAAAUAAACCAACUAAAAGACAACAACAUUCCAAUGAAAAUAACAAAAGGAGAUCGAAAUCUGCAGAUCAACAACCUACUCCUGUUAAAAAACUUAAGAAAACAGCAAAUGCAUGUGUAUCAUGUAGAAAUAAGCAUCUAAAAUGUCCUGGUGGGUCACCAUGUUCAAAAUGUGAAAAAAAAGGUAUAACUUGUGAGUACAGUGAACAAAAGAAGAAAAUAGUUACCUCUAUGAAAUAUCUAAUGGGUUUACAGGAUGAUAUCUUGGAAUUGAAAAGACAAAACAUUGAGUUGUUGCGACAAUUAGACGAGAUUAAAUCAAUGAAAAAUAUUGGUGAUUCUAAAAUGAUUGAGCAGAAAAAUAUUUUACAGCCUACAGAUGAUAACAAUUCUAAACCAACCGAAUCUAACGAAGAAAUUGCAUCUACUUUUGCUCAAAGAAGUGGGAGGUUGAUUAAUUCCACCUUGGAUCAGACAUAUUUUGUCGGGUCUUCCUCUAUGACCUUAUUCGGAUUGGAAAUUGAAUCCUUAAUAUCCAAAUAUUUAACAGAAAAGAUUGUAAAACCUUUACCGACAACAUCUGUAACUCCACCGCCGUUCCCAUCAGAAAGAAAUUUAUCACACUCUUCAUCAGAAGAUACUGCACAUUCUAAAUCAUUAUCUUUAAACAGUUCUGGUGAUAAUAUCAAUUCAAAUUCUACGGUACUCUAUCUCUCACCUUCUAAUAAAUUACAAAUUAUAAUUCAGCAACUUCGAUCAGACACAUUAUCUUUCUUGUUUAUAAUAAAAUUGCCUAUAAAUGAUGCAUCAGUAGUAACAACUUUACAUUUUCCAACAUAUGCUUAUUCACUUUUCCUAAUGGACACAUUUUUAACGUAUUUUGAUGGGUGUUUUUAUUUCUUCAAUGAGGGUAUGGAAAAACUUAGAUUGAAACAAUUAUAUGAACAGAUCGAUGGUUAUAAAGGUAUCAUGAACGGUGAUCCAAUUUUACAAACAAUAUGGUUUGUGAAAGUGUUUCUUAUUUUCGGAUUAGGGGAAUCCUAUUUAGGUACAAAAGAAUUACAAGAUAAAUUAAUGUCAAAGCGUGUAUUUAAUAAUAUUCAAAUGGAGGAUACGAAAUUACCUGGGAUGGAUUUUUUCAACCAAGCCUCCAAAUUGUUUCAUUACAUUGACUGCAAUGCUAGUAUUGAAUGUAGUGUGAAGGAGGGGAGUAUAGAAACUUUACUCUUGUAUGCACUAUUUUUACAAGUGGCUGAUAGAACCAUUGCAUCCUAUUUUUAUUUUGGUCAAGCAUUACGGGCCUGUCUUUUAUUAGGGAUGCAUGUUGACUCUCAGAGUGAUACAUUGUCAGCUUGUCAAUUGGAACAUCAUAGGAGGUUAUGGUGGACAGUUUAUAUGUUCGAAAGAAUGUCAAGUAGUAAAGCUGGGUUACCUUUGGGAUUAACAGAUAACACUAUAUCCACAGAAUUACCUCAAGAUAUUAGAUUCGAUGAACCACAUUAUAGUUUUUAUAAAGCUGAACCUAUUAGAAAUUGCAUUAACAUUGUGAGGAUCAACGCUAAAAUUCUGAACCAAAUGUAUCAAAGACAACCAAACUCGAAUAUUCUACCUAUAAUCCAAAACAUCUUUAAACAACUUGUUCAAUGGAGAAAUCAAUUAUCAAUAUCAUCUCAAGUUGAUUUUAGUAAAGAUGAUGAGAGUUUCGAAAUUAGCCGUGUUGCAGCCAAUUUGUUUACAGAAUACUUUCAAGGUAUAAAUUUAUUGGUUAGGCCAUUGCUAUUUCAUUUUACAUCAAUUCAAUUGAAAAGAUUUAAAAACAAUAAUACUUAUUUGAAUUUAGAGAGUUACUCUAAUACUAUUACUACUUUAUUGAAUUUUUCACUUCAGGCUUCUGUCAAUACAAUCAGAUGUCUUUGGUAUAUGUUAAAAUUGAAAUUGUUAGCCACAUUUGGGUAUAUGGAUCGUGAAUAUUUAUUUACAAGUUCAUGUACUUUGCUUUUAUUUAACACAGCAUUUGGUAUCCAUGAACAAACAUACAAAUAUUUAGACCAAGCUUUAACCAUUUUCACCUUAAUGCAAAAUGCAGGAAAUCAACCAGCAGAAUUAAGACGUGCACAAUUGUUAACUUUAAUGAUAAAUCUAGACUUCCAUGAUACAUUGCAUAGUUUAAUAUUGAAGCAUAGUAAGGAUGAUAUUAGUGUAUCCAGUAUGAACAGCAAUAAUAGCAGCUAUAGUGGCAUCAACUUAAAUAUUAUCCAACAUUCCAAAAAUGAAAAUAAUGAAAUUCCUAAUAGGUCAAAAGAUUUAAAGAGAUAUAAGAGAAAGGAAUCAAUUUAUGCGAUUUUGAAUGAUACAUCCGAAGAUGUUAAUUCUUUUUCCGAUACGAAUAAUAUGAUAUCUGGCACACAAUUAUCUGACCCUCAUCAUAACUAUAGUAAUACUAAUACUAACGGGAUAAAAGACAAUACAGGUUUAACAUCGUUAGAUUCAUUGUCUGAUAUGAUAAAUCUGACAUUACAACAAGCUUAUACAGCACCUCCAUUAACACAACUUGGUUCUGAAAUUAUUGCCAAAAAUGUCGAUCAACUGGAUCCACAUAAUACAGCACCAUUAAUGAGUUUAGAUGAAAUGUUAAAUGAUAUUACACAUGUCAGUUCAAGUGAUAAUCAACUAUGGAAGGAAAUUUCGGAUCAAGCUAUGUGGCUGGGUGAUACUAUGGAUCCAACAUCAGCAAUACAAACAGAUAUGUUUUAUAAAGAUAUGAUAUAUAAUAUGAAAUGA
Arxiozyma heterogenica is the source of this 2823-nucleotide messenger RNA. RefSeq names its product Put3p (gene PUT3). The coding region runs from base 1 to 2823 and encodes 940 amino acids. The record is from RefSeq and is a predicted model, not a curated record. Gene Ontology annotation, molecular function: DNA-binding transcription factor activity, RNA polymerase II-specific; DNA binding; zinc ion binding. NCBI's taxonomy places the organism in Eukaryota, Fungi, Ascomycota, Saccharomycetes, Saccharomycetales, Saccharomycetaceae. The transcript has a single exon. Gene Ontology annotation, biological process: DNA-templated transcription; regulation of DNA-templated transcription.